UAACAUUAAAAAGAACAACAACAGUUAUAAUUGGUCAUAUUAUUUUUCAUACUACGAGUGCAGAAAUUUUGUGAAGUUUUCUUAUUAGCAGCUGAGAAAGAAACAGGAAUUUAUAUAUAUUUUUAAUUUAUAAUAAAUAUUUUAACUUUUGUAAACAACGUAGUAAAUGUAAAAAACAGCUUGGCAAUGCCUAUGAUACUAUUGAGUAAAUCUGAUGAAGAGUAUUUGCAAAAAUGUGCCACACAAAUGAACUUUGCCUAUGGCAUCAUUAUUGGCCAGAAAGCUGAACCGGGCAAAUAUGUGAUUGUUCACUUGGCCAAAAACGGCGAAGAGGAAAUUGAUUUUCCCGUACUUAAUCAGGAAGAAGGUGCCGCUUCUCAUGGUCCUCAAAAAGUGGAAGAUAUUGAUUUGCAGGCCUUAUCAAAUCAAUGGUUAAGUGCUCAUAAAAUGAUUCCUGGUUCAUUUAAUAUAUUGGGUAUUUUCGUUACUGGCAUACGUAAGGAUCAUAUUGAUGAACAAUCUGAAGAAUUUAAAACUGCCAAAAGACUGUUUUAUGAUAUGCACAAGUGA
Messenger RNA from Lucilia cuprina (Australian sheep blowfly), 570 nucleotides. Its product is annotated as protein odr-4 homolog. The record is from RefSeq and is a predicted model, not a curated record. The transcript has 3 exons. Lineage: Eukaryota; Metazoa; Arthropoda; Insecta; Diptera; Calliphoridae. The coding region runs from base 187 to 570 and encodes 127 amino acids.